This is a messenger RNA of Prunus armeniaca (apricot), 975 nucleotides long. NCBI's taxonomy places the organism in Eukaryota, Viridiplantae, Streptophyta, Magnoliopsida, Rosales, Rosaceae. The record is from the annotation of a GenBank genome assembly.
AUGGCCUUCGCUUCGCAGCUAAACCAAUUCCCCUGCAAGAUGCUAUCGCUAAACCCAGCGCACCACCGUCUCGCCUCCAAGCCCUUCUCCCUCUUGUUCGCGCCAAACUCUGUCGUGCUCGCCGCCAAAUUCAACAACCAAUUGAAAUUCUCCACCCAUGAGUUCGUCGGGACCCGACCUGCUACCCGGCUCCGGGUGGUGGACGAGGACGAAUGGGGCCCCGAGAAGGAGACCGAGUCGGCUGUGGCUGUGGCUGAGGAUGACAAGCCGGGUGAGCCCGAGCCAGCCGAAACCAGUAGGCUGAAGAAGGCUCUGGUAGACUCGUUUUACGGAACUGAUCGUGGACUGAGCGCCACCAGCGAGACCCGGGCCGAGAUUGUGGAGCUUAUUACUCAGUUGGAGGCCCAAAACCCGACCCCGGCUCCGACCGAGGCCUUGCCUCUGCUCAAUGGCAAAUGGAUUCUAGCGUACACUUCGUUUGCAGGUCUGUUUCCAUUGUUGUCCAGAGGAACUCCAUUGGUGAAGGUGGAGGAGGUUUCGCAGACGAUUGACUCUGAGAAUUUCACUGUACAAAAUUCUGUUCAGUUUGCUGGGCCAUUAGCUACCACUUCUAUUACCACUAACGCCACAUUUGAAGUUCGAAGCCCAAAGCGCGUCCAGAUUAAGUUUGAAGAAGGCGUAAUUGGGACUCCCCAGCUGACAGACUCACUAGUGAUACCAGAAAAUGUUGAGUUUCUAGGACAAAAACUUGACCUCACAGUCUUCAAAAGUUUGCUCACCUCUGUUCAAGACACUGCUUCAUCUGUUGCAAAGACCAUAUCCAGCCAACCCCCGUUUAAGUUUUCCAUCUCAAACAGCAAAGCUGAAUCAUGGUUGCUAACCACAUACCUUGAUCCCGAGCUUCGGAUUUCAAGGGGAGACAACGGCAGCGUGUUCGUGUUGAUCAAGGAAGGCAGCUCCCUCUUGACCCCUUGA